This is a messenger RNA of Magallana angulata, 3760 nucleotides long. RefSeq names its product platelet-activating factor acetylhydrolase IB subunit alpha2-like. The record is from RefSeq and is a predicted model, not a curated record. Lineage: Eukaryota; Metazoa; Mollusca; Bivalvia; Ostreida; Ostreidae. Bases 31 to 852 code for a protein of 273 amino acids. The transcript has 5 exons.
AGAUAUUCGGAACUUCUCCUAAGUUUUGGUAUGUUUUCACAAUGUCUUUUUCGUAAUGAUCUGCGCAUGCUUUAUGUAUCAUACUGCUUCCGGAGGAUCGAUUGCUGCAACAUUUUAUUAAUUUAUGUGCUUUUCUAUAAAACUAUGAAUUCAGCAACUGUAGCACAGCCUGUGGAAGACGUCCAAGGAGACGGAAGAUGGAUGAGCCAGCAUAACCGUUUCAUAGCAGAAGGAAAAGAACGAGAACCUGAGGUUUUAUUCAUUGGAGAUUCAUUAAUUCAGAGAAUGUCACAAACCAGUCUUUGGGAGAGCAUGUUCGAGCCACUUCAUUGUCUAAACUUUGGAAUUGGUGGAGACCAGACCCAAAACAUUUUGUGGCGAUUGAAUAAUGGAGAAUUGGAAACCCUAGAACCCAAGGUGGUUGUGCUUCUUGCUGGAACAAAUAAUUACAGUAAUACUGCAGAGGAAGUGACAGAUGGGAUCAUGGAAAUUGUCAGUGUUAUCCAGAGCAAACUAAAAAGCUCCCACAUCAUUGUCAUGGGAUUACCACCCAGAGGAGAAAAACCAAACAAGUUGCGAGAAAAAAAUUCUGCCAUUAAUUUUAAUUUAUCUCAAAAUCUUGAAAACAUGGCCAAUGUGAGUUUCCUUAACAUAGAUCCAUCCAUGUUUGUUCGGGAAAAUGGUCUAAUUAGCUUCACGGACAUGUACGACUAUCUCCAUUUGACAAACACUGGCUAUCAAAAACUGUGUGAGCCAUUACUGGAGGAAAUUCAGAAUGUGCUGCAGGUAUUCGUGAAGGUUGAAAAUACAUCAAUGACAAUAUCUACGACGGUAUCUGAUGUAGACGACUAAGACGGCUGACGGUAACCCACUAUUGUGAUACUCUGGAACCACAACCAUGGCAAACGCUUCAUUUAUUACCAAUGUUUUACUGCCUUUAGAUGGGUAAAAGGAACCCUGCUUUGUUGUGAGUGAAGUUGCUAAUACAUGUAUCAAUACAUAUUCCUGUAUUGGAAAUGUAUGGUUUUAGUUGGGUUUUAUCUUUAAAGAUAACAUUAUGGAUUCAUCUUCAAAUAUAAAAAUAAGUAAUCAGGAGACACCAGAAGUUUAAAGUGAUAUUUACUUCUUAACUCCUACCAACUUCUUGUUCCAUUUUUAAAGCUGAAAACUCAGGUUUAGUGUAAUAAAAACCUGCCAAUGUUUAUAUACUAAGAGAGUAAGCUUUUUAAGAAAAUGUUAUUGUUUUGGCAGUUUGUUCUUUUACAAGCAUAGUGCAGAAUUUUUUUUUGUUUUUAUAAUAUCAUUUAACAACACUUAGACUUGAGGCUAUGUUGGAUGGUCUGUACCCAUUUAUAUUCUGUUCAUGUAAAUGAAAACCUUGAACUGAUAGUCUGAACACAAAGUAUGUAGAAGCAGAAAUCCCUCUGGGGAUAACAUUUUGUUUUGUUAUCUAAUUUCAUUUCGUGUAAAAGAUAGCCACACUAUACAUGUAACCUGAUACAAAUUUCUUUGUGCAUUUGAUUUCAUUAUUAAAAGAUAUUUCUAAGACAAAAAAAUUAUACAUAAUAAUGUAUAUUUCUGCUUUUACAGUAUGUAGGAAUAUAUUUGUCAUAUUAUAUUGUAUAUACCUUAACCUUGUAUACACAGUUUUUAAGUCUAAUGACAUGUAGAGUCUAAUUUCAUUCAUAGGAUUAAGGGAAACGAGACCUUUAACCUAAAAACAAGGAUUAUUGUAAACAUGAUAAUGAUUGCAUGGGCAAAAUAUUUCUGAUGUUAAACCAUGACAUAGGUGUCACAAGAUUAAUCGUCACAUGCAGAGCUUCAAAUAGAAAUACCAAAUUUUUCUGUCAAUGAAAUAAGAAUAAUUCUUUCCCUUUGCCAAAAUAUAUCCAUGAUUACAGCAUAAGUACUAUUUCAGAAACCUUUUUUUUCUUCCUUGCAAAUUUGCAAUAUGUAUGUGUAUGAAUUUGAAUGAUAUUGUUUCUAUUGCCAGGCGUGUUUGGUUUAUGAAUGAGGUGUUUCAGUAUACAGCAAUAGAUCCAAAUCUGAAAUUCUGUCAUCAUCUUUGACAUAAAACUGUUUUGCAAUGACCUCAUAUAUCUGUGCAAUAUUUUAAACUACACAAUACCAUAUAAAACCUUUUUCAUGAUACAUGUACUACAAAGCAUGGAAUGCACAAUAGCUUCAUACACAUGCACAUGCUAGGUACUUAGUUUGCACAUUAGCUGCACAGCAAUAGUUAACAUUUCCUGCAGGAUUUUGAAUCAUUUUCUAGUUGUCUAGUCCAAGAUAUAUGUUAUGACAUUUGUAAUUGAUGGUGCAUUUCAGUUUUGAAAGUAUUUUCUUAGUGAGUUGUUAUACUGGAGUCCUUGUGAGCUGGUCUACACUAGAGCAAGCAUACCAGUCUGAUUUUCUACAUUCCAAGUAUUGUGCAAUAAGUGUUUGAUUCAGGUGAAGUUGACAGUUAAUGAAACAAGAUUUUUUUCCUACAGUUUUAGCUGUAAUUUGUUUUCCUUUAUUCAAUAUGAGAAUUAAGAAAAUUUGAUUUUUAUUUUUAUUCCUUGCACAUUGAUCUCAGUGAAAUACUCUUUGAAAGAGAAAAUGGCAUAUCAAACUUCCUCAUUACCGGGUAAAUGCAUGUUUGAAAAAAUUCUAACAGAUAUUUAUAACAUGAAACAUGAAGAUGUAGAAAUAAUAAUAAUGGUCUAAAUUAGAUUAUCUAAACUAACAGGUAAUGGAUUUCUGGUGCUUCUUGACUUACAGCCAAGAAAUUUUUUUCCAAUAAUAUGAUUUAGAUAUUUUCUGAGCAUUGAUUUUGUUAGUGAUUUUAUUCCUGUUGUAAUGUCUAGUUGGAUCCAGGUAUAGCAGGCUUGUAGUCUGGUACCUCAAUCACAUCAAUGCAAUACGAAAAAAAUCCUGAGUUGAAAUCCUUCACUUCUGAUAAUUUACUUUUGAUUUUAUAAUCUUAUGGAGUUGUGCCUUUAAUUGUUAUGUUUCCAUUAAAAAGUGUUAUUUAGUGAAAUCCUGGAUUUUUCACAAAAUGAAAACAAAAAUGUUUUUUCUGAUUUAUUUUGAUAAGAGUUGGGGUAAAUACAUGUACAUGUUAAGUGUUGAUUUUUUUUUCAUUUUGCUUACAAUAGCCCUAAAAAUGACAGCUUCUGAUGUUAAAAGUUAUACAUUUUUGUACAAAAAUUUAACUUUGUCUUAACGAAAUUUGUAUUUGCAUUCUUGUUUGCUGGUUAACAAAGAACAUGUAAAUAUUUGUGUGAUUAAUCUUUCGUCUUUGGAAUUAUUUUAUUUCUUUAGAACUUAGUAGUGCUAGCUGGGCUGGCCACAUUUUCCUAUGUAAUACAUGUAGAAGUAUGGAUCUAUAUAAGGAGUGGUCAUAUUUUCACAAAAUCUUUAAGAUAAAUGAAAACAGCAAAUGUAUAUGUUUAAAAAGACAACUUUUUUUAAGCUCCCACUAAACUAACAUUGUUUAUUCAAUUGUUUACCUUGUUUAACUGAAAGCACAUUAUCUAUUAUGAAAUAAUGGUAUUAUUAUAAUGUUGUCAAAUGUCCAGCACUGUACAAUUGUAUGAAAUACUCAAUUAUUUUUAUUAUUUGACUGUCUGAGUUAUAUCGUUUAUGGGCUUGUACAGUGUGUCCAUUGUUCAUAUGAUGUGGACCUAUUAUUCUGUACAUGUAGGUAUCAGUGAAGGCUGUUGGCGGGUAAAUGUCACUUGUAUAUGUAUGCAAUGCUAAAUACAGCUACCACAUA